Centruroides sculpturatus (bark scorpion) is the source of this 1017-nucleotide messenger RNA. RefSeq names its product monocarboxylate transporter 9-like. The record is from RefSeq and is a predicted model, not a curated record. Bases 1 to 840 code for a protein of 279 amino acids. The transcript is spliced from 3 exons. Lineage: Eukaryota; Metazoa; Arthropoda; Arachnida; Scorpiones; Buthidae. Gene Ontology annotation, molecular function: transmembrane transporter activity.
AUGUUUUUUUUUUUUUUUUUUUUUUUUAACUNAUCAAUUGGAUUAACAUGCACUCUUGUUCCUAUUCUUAUCAACCAAUAUUUUAAUCGUCAACGAGCCACAGCAUGUGGAAUAUGCUAUAGCGGGUCUACAGUUGGAGCUUUUCUCUUCCCCAUUAUAGUGAAUGUAAUAUUAGAAGAAUAUGCUCUUAGAGGAACAUUUUUACUUCUUGGGGGCUUAGUAUUACAUGGACUUUGGGGUUCUAUGCUACUCCAUCCUAUAGAAAUGCAUAAAAAAUCAAGAGGUGUGGAGUUAGAAAUGGAUUGUAAAAACAUAGAGGUAGAAAAAUAUACCAAUAUAGGAUCGAUUCGUAGAAGGGAUUUAAUAGAUCAGGAAAACGCCGAUAAUGAUGAAAACACUGUAAGAAGAAACAGUAUAGCACUUAGUGAACAUAUCGUACCGAUAAAUGAAGAUAUCAGACAUUCAGAGUCUGAAGAGAGUAUAAAAUCGAAUUCCUUCAAUGGUUAUGAAGGCUUUAUCGCUCUCACAUUGGCAUUUGGUUUUACUGGUGGAAACUUAAUGGUUUUAUCUCCUGUAUUAGUUACGGAAUAUACUGGUAUAGAAAGAGCAGCUAUUGCUUUUGGAUUUUCAAAUUUUUUCAAUGGAAUGUUUUCAUUAAUAAGACCAAAUAUGAUUGGUUAUAUUAAAGAUACGACGGGUACUUACGAUUUAGUCUUCAUUGCAAUAGGAAUUUUAAACUUGAUUGCUGCAUCUUUAUGGACGAUACUUUUAAUAGUCAGACAGUUAUCUGGUUAUAAAUGUUGUGGAACUAAAGAUAGAUAUUACACAAUAAAAACAUGACGCAUUAUUCGUACUUAAAAUAUUUUCUUAAAACCUGUUUUAUAUAAAGAAUUACGAAUGCAUCCUAAUCUAAUAUUUAUAGACGACCUUGAUUGGUAUGCAAAACUUAUUACUAAAAAUGGAUGAAACUACUUUAAGAAUUUUCAUAAUUGAUUUUUUAACUUAUUUUUAUGUAUU